CAAUUUUUUUACUAAUUUAUUUUCUAUCGAAAUUUUUAAUCAUAAAAAUGAGUUACAUUAAUAGAAAAAUAAAACAAUUAGUAUCCAAAUUUAAUAAAUUAAAUAUCAACCAUAAAAAUUGUAAUCCAUGGUGUAAAGAAUGUGUUCCUCGUUACAUAAUUGAAGGAUGGACCAGUGAAAAUCACGAUGUUGAUGAAUUUAUCAAGGAUACGAUUUAUAAUGCAAAAUAUCCAUUAUGGGGUGAUGAUACAAGAUGUCCAUUAUUUCUUGAAUGGGUACCAUUUGAUAGAUUUGAAGAUAUGAAACAAAUUGGGGAAGGUGGAUUUGCUAAAGUAUAUUCUGCAACAUGGGUUGAUGGUAAAACGAAAUAUGAAAGACAAGAUGAUGGAAUUAGGAAAAAAAAAGAAUCCAACCCAAUGAAAGUUGCCUUGAAAGGGUUAAAUGAUUCACAGAAUAUAUCAGUUGAAUAUUUAAAUGAGCUUCAAAUACAUUGGAAUUAUUUUAAGAGAAGUAAGAUAUCAUUUUUAAAAUUUUAUGGAAUGACAAAAAAUCCGGUAACUAAAGAAUUUAUGAUGAUUAUUGAAUUUUCAGAAAAGGGGAAUUUAAGAAGUGUACUUACAAAAGAUUUUAACAAUAUUUUAUGGAAAGAUAAAAUUAUGAAUUUGUUUAAAUUAUCAGUUGAACUUUGUAAUUUUCAUAAAUUAGGAUAUUGUCAUAAGGAUUUACAUAGUGGAAAUAUAUUACAAAUUUAUAAUGAAGAAGUAAAGUCUAUUGUUUCUUAUAUUUCAGAUUUUGGAUUAUCAGGAUCAUUGAAUAAACAAAAAUCAGAUGGUAAAAUAUGUGGUGUGUUGCCAUAUGUUGCUCCAGAAGUAUUAAAUAAAGAGCCAUAUACAACAUCAUCUGAUAUUUAUAGUUUUGGUGUAAUUAUGGCUGAAUUAUCAUCUGGAAAACCACCCUUCCAUAAAAGAAAACAUGAUGCUAUCUUAGCAUUAGAAAUAUGUAAUGGACUCAGGCCAGAAUUUGGAAAAGGAACUCCUAAAAUUUAUAAAAAAUUAGCUUAUAGAUGUAUGAAUGCUAUUACUAAUCAAAGACCAACAGCAGGAGAAUUAGUUAGUAUAAUAAUGUUUUGGUAUAAGUCCAUAAAAAGUGAAGGUGAUUAUCAGGAAAAAAAAAUAUUUCUUUGCAGAAACCUUAAAUUUUUGCGAGGUAUCAUUGCGUCAUUACUAAGAUAUAUGCAAGAUAUAUUUAGGGUAAUGUGACGAUCCUUUUUUAUUAAUGAAUUGUUCCGAUGUUAAUCCAGUAUCACAAUGAGAUUUGCACAGUAUUUUGACUGCAUCGGAACAAUUCUUUUUAUAAUAUUGUUAAUUCAUUGAAAAUAUACAUAGAAAAGCGUAUUAUAGGUAUUUUCACGGUAUUUUAAAGACAUUAUAAAUUACUUUGCUAACAUCAUAAAAUUUUCGUAAAUUACAAAUAACUUAAAUAUAGCAAUUAACAAUUUAAAUUACAAUCUAAUUAAAAAUCUUUUAUAAUAUAACCAUUUGUAAUUAUU
Rhizophagus irregularis DAOM 181602=DAOM 197198 is the source of this 1549-nucleotide messenger RNA. Lineage: Eukaryota; Fungi; Glomeromycota; Glomeromycetes; Glomerales; Glomeraceae. The record is from RefSeq and is a predicted model, not a curated record.